Messenger RNA from Plasmodium knowlesi strain H, 1410 nucleotides. Its product is annotated as RNA pseudouridylate synthase, putative. Gene Ontology annotation, molecular function: RNA binding; pseudouridine synthase activity. Gene Ontology annotation, biological process: pseudouridine synthesis. The record is from RefSeq and is a predicted model, not a curated record. Bases 1 to 1410 code for a protein of 469 amino acids. Lineage: Eukaryota; Apicomplexa; Aconoidasida; Haemosporida; Plasmodiidae. The transcript has a single exon.
AUGCUCAUAGCGAGGGGUGCCCGAUGGAGAGGCCACAAACUGAAGGGAAGCUUACACAGCUGGGGAGGACAAUUGCGCAGAUACAUCAGUGAAAACGUAACCAAAGAAAUAAUAACCCACAGUUAUGAUAGGAAAAAAUAUGAACAAAAUGUGCAUAUGUACGACACGUGCAAAAGCUAUGUGGACUCCAAACAGAAGACCUUUUACGAUUACCUUAAGGAGGAAACACCCAUACUACUACCUACCGUAAGGGGAAGGCGAUAUUCUCCUCCUCGAAAAAGGAAGAAGGAUGAUGAAGUGGAACUGGGUAGCUGCACGCAGGGAGGGGGGGCCGCAAGGGGACGGCACAAUGACCCAACGGAGAGUGAGCAGGUAAAGGUAAAAUACCUGGGUGAAUACAAAAAGUGGAGUAAGAUCAUAAGCAAAAGGGGCAAUAAUGGAGGAGGUAAGGAGGAAGAAGAAGGGGAGAUUCAUAUGGUUGCCGAGAAUUAUAAAGCAGAAAAGAUGGAGGGAAAGCACCCACAUAAGAUAGAACCAUCAAUUGGCGACGAAAAAAAGAACCACAUCAGUGAUGAGCUAAUGCACAUAAGUAUCGACAACAGUAAAUUGUUCUUUCCAAAUAAGAAGACGGAAAAAUGCCGCGAAAUGAAAAUAACCCAGUACUGUUGGCACGAAGGCCUGUGCAGCUCAAGAUUUGCAUUCAACAAUUUAAGCAGAGGCAUUAUCCAAGUUAAUGAUCAAGUAGUGUUUGAAAAUAUUAUCAUUUCUCCGGGGAGGGAUAAAGUGGAAUUAACGAAAGUAGGGAAAGAGCUUCUGAGAAAUAAAAACAUAACCAUUAUUUUGAAUAAGCCAAAAUAUUACUUGUCCAUUUUGAACGACCACAAGACAAACAAAAAACUGCUUGCCAGAAAUUUAAUAAGGAAUGAAAAUAAGUUCAUAGAGGAGGAACACAAAUGUAUGAGUUAUUUUAUUAACAAAAAUGUGAACAUCGAGAAAGUCAAUAAGUUAUAUGUGUGUGGAAGGUUGGACGCCAACUCCACGGGCCUCCUAGUUUUUACUCAGAAUACGCUCCUGUGCAGUUAUUUGCUAAACAAGCACAAACACCAAGUGGAGAAGGAAUACAUGAUCAAAACAGCUGAACCCAUAGAAGAAGUUCAUAUGGAACUCUUACGCAAAAAUAUCCUUGUUGAUGGUAAGCUGAUAUAUAAAUGUCGCAUACAGUAUGUGGACUCCUUUACGCUGUCCUUUACGCUUUACCAGGGUUUCCACAAAAUUAUUAGGAAGCUGUGCCUCCUUUCCAACAUCAAAAUUAAAGCCCUGCACAGGGUCAGGAUAGGUGGCAUUCACCUGAAAGGUUUGCCCCUUGGGAAGUGGCGCUUCCUCAUGCCCAACGAGUCUUUUUUUUUGUAA